AUCGUCAAGAUGUAGAAGGCAACACAGAAAAUAAAUAAAUAAAACCAACCUGGGCUUGCAAUAACCUGUGAAAAUGUUCAGCCGGCUAGUUUGUAUCAGCGAUUAUGAACAACAUGCUAAGUCAAUUCUUCAGAAGUCUAUAUACGACUAUUACAGGUCUGGAGCAAACGACCAGGAAACCCUGGCUGAUAAUAUGGAGGCAUUUUCCAGAUGGAAGCUGUAUCCACGGAUGCUCCGGAAUGUUGCUGAGAUAGACCUGUCGACUUCUGUUUUAGGACAACGGGUCAGCAUGCCAAUAUGCGUGGGGGCUACGGCCAUGCAGUGCAUGGCUCACGUGGAUGGGGAGCUUGCAACUGUGCGAGCUUGCAGGUCCCUGGGGACCGGCAUGAUGCUGAGUUCCUGGGCCACCUCCUCCAUUGAAGAGGUGGCAGAGGCCGGUGGCGAGGCGCUUCGCUGGCUGCAGCUGUACAUCUACAAGGACCGUGAAGUCACCAAGCAGCUCGUGCGGCGGGCCGAGCGGAUGGGCUACAAGGCCAUAUUUGUGACAGUGGACACCCCUUAUCUGGGCAACCGCUUUGACGACGUGCGAAACAGGUUCAAGCUGCCACCACAACUCAGGAUGAAAAAUUUUGAAAGCAAUGAUUUAGCAUUUUCUCCAAAGGAAAACUUUGGCGACAACAGUGGACUUGCUGCAUACGUGGCAAAAGCUAUAGACCCAUCCAUCAGCUGGGAGGACAUUAAAUGGCUGAGGGGGCUGACAUCGCUGCCAAUUGUUGCCAAAGGAAUUUUGAGAGGAGAUGAUGCCAGGGAGGCAGUUAAACAUGGUUUGGAUGGGAUCUUGGUGUCGAAUCAUGGAGCUCGACAACUUGAUGGGGUGCCAGCCACUAUUGAUGCUCUGCCCGAAAUCGUGGAGGCCGUUGAAGGGAAGGUGGAAGUCUUCCUGGACGGGGGUGUCCGGAAAGGCACUGAUGUUCUGAAAGCUCUGGCCCUGGGAGCCAAGGCUGUGUUUGUGGGGAGACCAAUCAUUUGGGGUUUGGCUUCCCAGGGGGAGAAAGGCGUUCAAGACGUCCUUGAGAUACUGAAGGAGGAAUUCCGGUUGGCCAUGGCUCUGAGCGGGUGCCAGAAUGUGAAAGCCAUCGACAAGACAUUGGUGAGGAAAAAUCCUUUGGCCCUUUCCAAGAUCUGACAGUGCACAAUAUUUUCCCAUCUGUAUUAUUUUUUUUCCAGCAUGUAUUACUUGACAAAGAGACACUGUGCAGAGGGUGACCACAGCCUGUAAUUCCCCACUUCGAUACAAAGGGUGUCGUUCUUCUCCAACAAAAUAGCAAUCCCUUUUAGUUCAUUGCUUUUGACUUUUCAAUGGGUGUCCUAGGAACCUUUUAGAAAGAAAUGGACCUGCAUCCUGGAAAUAUAUUAACUGUUAAAAAGAAAACAUUGAAAAUGUGUUUAGACACCGUCAUCCCUUGGCAUGCUAACGUGCUGAAAAACAAAAGAUAUCCUUUGGUAAACUUGAAGGUAGCUAAUGCGGAGGUGAAAAUUUUAAUGAUCACACUGUUUAUUAGCCUGCAUUGUGUUUAGAUACCCAUAAAACACUGUUCUUAAAUUAUAAGCUCAGGUUCCAAAGGCUCAACAUGCCUGGGAGACUUGGAUUCACAACACUGACGAGGUAGCACUUGAUAGAAUUGGGAUGAGUGGGUGGUAAUUUGUGAUUUUCUAGAUACUUUUUUAAUACCCUGAGCUGUGCUACUUCUUUGAAUGUAGAUUUUCAUUCCCAUCCUCAGUGUCUGAAUAUAUCUGAAUAUUUUGUGAUAUACAUUGCUUUCUAACCACAAAGAAAUAAAACAUUAUUUUGAAAAGAG
Molecule: messenger RNA, 1859 nt
Organism: Myotis daubentonii (Daubenton's bat)
Lineage: Eukaryota; Metazoa; Chordata; Mammalia; Chiroptera; Vespertilionidae
Gene: HAO1
Product: hydroxyacid oxidase 1
Molecular function (GO): FMN binding; oxidoreductase activity
Source: RefSeq, a predicted model, not a curated record